AAAUAAAACAGUUUAAAGACGCAAUUGGGAAACGGCUAUUAAUUUAAAGUUUAACAAGUCUUGUUUAUUUUUAAAUUCAUUAUAACUGAAGAACAUUUACCAAAAUUAAAACUGUGUAAACUGAGUGGUUAAACUUAAAGUGGCCAAAUAAAAUUCGCCUUGGGAAAUCGUAGAAAAAAACAAAAAUAGAAAAUGGCUCUGGCUGUCCAAUUUUAAAUUUAUAAAUAUGUAGACCGGUACCCGACCUACAUGAAUAUUUGAUUUUUAAAUUAAUUAGUGGGUAUAAAAAUUAACUGACGUCUCGACGGCAGGCUUAUCAUUACACUAUUGGCUCUUAAGUGAGAACAACCUAGCAUUUUUCUUACGUCAAAUAAAAUGUGAUACAACGAAGAAACUGACACGUAGUUAUUUAAAGAUUCUAGUUCUGCAUCGAAUCUUAAAAAUAAUUAAUAUAAUGAGUAUAGAUACAUAAACGAUUUUGCUAAAACAACAUUAUAGGCCUAUAAAUAUAACGUUAACAAAAAAUAGUGUAAUUUAAUAUCGAGCGCUAGUUAGCUAAAGUGAAGUGCAUUGAAUAAAUUAUUUUUAAAAUAUAAAUAAGCGGUUUGAUUUUUGUUUAAUAAAUUUAUGUUAUUUUACUAAAAUGUCACCGCAGAAAAAUCCUGAGAAGCAAGGAGUUAGUCGAUCAAGGAUUGUAUUAUCACAGGUGUUAGCAUGCCUCGCCUUGGACUUUUUGCUCAUAGGCCUGGGCAUGUCUAUCAGCUUUGUGACUAUGGUCUUACCAGACGUUCUUGAUGCGAAAGAGGGACUCUCAUUGAACAAAAGGCAGGCGUCAUGGUUCGGUAGCAUGGCGUAUCUUUGCCAACCACUGGGCAGCAUAUUCUCGGGCCCGCUGCUGGAUUAUUUCGGGCGAAAGAAGGCUCUAUUGCUAGUUAACAUACCACACUUAAUUGCGUGGCUAUUGAUGUACUUCGCAUGGGACGUUCCAUCGCUUUUCAUCGCCAAUGCUUUACUGGGCAUAGGAACUGGAAUAAUGGAGGCACCUUCGGUCACUUAUGUGGGUGAAAUCAGCGAUCCAUCGGUGCGUGGUAUCCUUACAACAUUGACCAAUUGUUUCACCUCGACGGGCAUGUUCAUCGCGUAUCUACUUGGUACAGUGCUCACUUGGAGACAGGCAGCACUUGUGUCGCUGACUGUUCCUGUCGCCACAAUGCUUUUAGUGUUAUUCGUUCCUGAAACUCCUAUUUGGUUGAUGUCUAAAGGUCGCCAGAAAGAAGCCCUUCGGUCGCUGUGCCGUCUCCGAGGUUGGGCCCAACCAGAAGACGUGAAAGAGGAAUUCGAUCAACUUGUACAAUACAACGAUAUUCUACAGCAAUGCGUUAUUUGUGUGAAAGAAGCGCGAUCAGACUUAGAGCCUUGUGAACAUAAGAAUUGUAAUAUAUUCAAGAGGAUCGUUUUACAAUUCAAACACGUAUUCUUUGUAAAGGAGACCAUGAGGCCUUUCGCUCUUGUGAUGGGUUAUUUCUUCUUCUAUACAUUGAGCGGCUUGUCGCCCGUACGACCCAAUAUGGUGAAUGUAUGCAGGGCUUUAGGAAUGAAAUUCGAUCCUAAAACUAUUGUUGUCGUCAUUGGCGUUGUUUUUAUCAUAAUGAAUCUCCUGUCCGCAGCCAUAGUAAAGAUUAUAGGAAAACGAAAAUUAGUCUUAACAUCUCUAUUUGCCACAGCACUCUGCAGCUUAGCUAUUAGUGUAUACGCACGUUCAAGUAUUCCUGAGAGUGUAUUCUCGUAUGAAGCCAGUACAUUCCCGGAACAAAGGGAAAUUCUACCCGUAUUUCUAUUUAUGAUGCUGGUAUCGUUUAGUAGUUUGGGUAUACCAUGGGUGCUUUUGUCAGAGGUCUUUCCAUUUAGGAGCCGUGGUUUAGCUACGGGCUUAGCAGCUGCCUUGAGCUACACCAUAUUCUUCAUCGCAGCUAAAACGAAUUACAAUUUAGAAGCAAACUUCCAUCUCAGUGGCACAUUCUCGUUUUACGGUAUAAUAGGUAUUAUCGGAACGUUAUACCUUUACUUCUACUUGCCAGAAACUGAGAAAAAGACAUUAGUAGAAAUAGAAGCUUAUUAUAAAGGCAGCCAGAAAAUAUUUGCAGAUGAUUUCUUGAUAAAUGCCUUCAGAAAGAAAACUUGCACCAAUAACGAUGUUGAUAAACCUAUGCUAGUCAAAUAACUACCUCAAUUUUAUAAAUUGCGAAUUACCGUGCACGAAUCUUUCAUCAACUUUUGAUAAAAUAUGUAAGUAAUUAAUUGUACAUUGAAGCUAUUUUAGAAUUGUUACCUAAAUAAAUUAGAUAAAAUUUAGUUUUAUUAAGGAAAUAAGUGUUCAUAAGUUAUUGUUAACUGAUAUUACAUUAUAUUUUUUAUAAC
Zerene cesonia (dogface butterfly) is the source of this 2418-nucleotide messenger RNA. RefSeq names its product facilitated trehalose transporter Tret1-like. Bases 644 to 2221 code for a protein of 525 amino acids. Gene Ontology annotation, cellular component: membrane. Gene Ontology annotation, biological process: transmembrane transport. The record is from RefSeq and is a predicted model, not a curated record. The transcript is spliced from 7 exons. Lineage: Eukaryota; Metazoa; Arthropoda; Insecta; Lepidoptera; Pieridae. Gene Ontology annotation, molecular function: transmembrane transporter activity.